AUGGCAGCCUCACUCCCACUUGAGCUUCUAGCUGAGGUAGCAGGGUAUCUUAAAAAUGCAGGUGCUUCCCUAGUUGCAUGUACAGCCGUCUGCCGUCACUGGCAGGCAGCGUUUGAGCCGUUCAUAUACUCCACAUUGAAUAUCUACAGUGAGGAUGGCUUCAAUGAAGGCGGGAUUUGCCUCGGACAAUUCCAGGAACUCAGUUCUGGGGCAGGAGUCGCAAGGCGAGCAUGGAUUCGUCAGCUGCAGUACUAUAUUGUUGUCCCCUUUGACCUCCCAGACUGGAACGCUCGUAAAGAGGAAGGCUACAGCACAAACAAUGCCAUUCGACAGGCAAAUGACACUGCAUUUCAAACAGCAAUCGUGAAUCUAUUCAACACGCUGGAGUCAUGGGAUAAGACUCGUCGCCUCUCUGUCUCUCUAGUUCUCCAAGGGCGUGAGCUAGGCCAGGAGCCUUCUACAGAAGAAGAUGAUGAAGCUGGACUGUAUACCUGGGACUACACAGAUGGGCGCACGCGGUCUGUUCCCGUAUAUCGCGCGCGAUUCCAUGAUAAUGGUGCAUCAAUUCUACGCGAUGUUCCUUGCAUAGACAAAAUAUCGCUUCCUCCCCAGAUAUGGGCUGGCGCGGCCAUGCAGAUUGCUCGCCACUGUCCGGAACUGACAGAGCUGCACUUAGACUUGGAUGACUAUAUCAGACCAGAUCAUCUGGAAUACAUGAAAGAACGGCGUCAAGGUGAAUGGAUCGUUCGCCCCACCCCAGAGCAUGAAGCCAUGAUCGCUGCGAUCGACGACUGGGAGGCAGAAAUCUGCGACUCUGAAAGAGGAUGCAUGCAGCGACCCAUCUUCGAGCAAGAGCAGUUCCAUCGACUAUUUAUCUCUUUAGGUUAUGCCGCCAGGCAUAUGCCUCGCUUGACGGCCAUCAAUUUUGAUCUCAAUCACUCGACCAAUCUGAAUUUCAGGUUCUCAAACACAACGGGCUCGUUUAGCGCCGAGUGGGAGCUUCGACUUUGUGAUUCAUAUAAACCUGAUGAUCGGGUUGCUGCAGCCUGGGAAUUCCACCUGGAUGAUCUGCUGGUGAAACAUGAUGGUUUGCAACUUAUUGCAACUUUACCACACUGGCCGCUAGUCGAGGGGAGGUCUAUGUGA
Molecule: messenger RNA, 1146 nt
Organism: Aspergillus udagawae
Lineage: Eukaryota; Fungi; Ascomycota; Eurotiomycetes; Eurotiales; Aspergillaceae
Product: F-box protein
Exons: 2
Coding region: 1-1146 (381 amino acids)
Molecular function (GO): protein binding
Source: RefSeq, a predicted model, not a curated record